Messenger RNA from Saprolegnia parasitica CBS 223.65, 1551 nucleotides. RefSeq lists its product as hypothetical. NCBI's taxonomy places the organism in Eukaryota, Oomycota, Saprolegniomycetes, Saprolegniales, Saprolegniaceae. The coding region runs from base 1 to 1509 and encodes 502 amino acids. The record is from RefSeq and is a predicted model, not a curated record. Gene Ontology annotation, molecular function: cellulose binding. The transcript has a single exon. Gene Ontology annotation, cellular component: extracellular region. Gene Ontology annotation, biological process: carbohydrate metabolic process.
AUGCUCUCGGUCUCCAAGCUCGCUGUCUGCUUGGGUCUCCUCGCGUCGAGUGCGAUGGGGCAAUUCUGCUUUCAGUCGGUCGAGAAGAUCGGCGCCGACCAGAGCUACAACUUGACACUGUCGGCCGAGGUCUCGACCAAGACCAUCACGCACGACAAGGCGACGUACAUUGCGCUGCACUUUAACCAGCUCGACUUGCCGCACGGCGCAUCGGUCACGGUGAGCGCGCCGGAUGGCCAGAACGCGGUCACGUACACAGGCAAGCACAGCGACUUUUACGCCGAGUUCAUUCGAGGUGACGCCGCCAAGAUCACGUACCACGCGCCGCCAAAGGGCAAGGGUGCGUCGCCCGUGAUCUCGAUCGACCGGUACGCCAGUGGGUUCCCCGAGAACAGCCAGAAGCACCCCGAGGCCAUUUGUGGCAAGGACGACUCGGAAGCCGCCAUCUGCUACAAGGACAAGGUGCCGACGCAGUACAAGAAGGCGCAGGCCGUCGCGCGUCUCUUCAUGAACGGUUCUGGGCUCUGCACCGGCUGGCUCUUUGGCUCGGAAGGCCACUUGAUCACCAACAACCACUGUAUCGGCGACGCCAGUAAGGCCAAGAACGUCCAAGUCGAGUUCGCCGCCGAGUGUGCGACGUGCAAUGACCCGAACAACACCAAACAGCUCGGGUGCAAGGGCAAGGUCGUCGCCUCGAGCGUCGAGUUCAUUCAUACCAACAAGGCGCUCGACUACACUUUAGUCAAGAUCAACUCCAAGGAUCUCGCCUCGUACGGCUACCUCACGGCGCGCGAGUCGGGGCCUGUCCUUGGCGAAGAGAUUUACAUCCCGCAGCACCCCGCCGGCAAGCCGACACGCAUUGCCGCCAAGCUCGACAAUGGCCAGCCAGGGACAAUCGAAGACAUGGGCCACGCCUCGUGUGUCGACGACGAAGUGGGCUACAUGGUCGACACGGAGGGCGGGUCGUCCGGGUCGCCGGUGCUCAGUGCCAAGGACAACUCGGUCAUCGCACUGCACAACUGCGGCGGCUGCCUCAACGGCGCUGUCAAGAUCGAUAAGAUUGUCAAGGACCUCAAGCGCAUCAACAAGCUCCCCAAGAACGCCCUUGACGGCGGCAUCUCGCCGACGCCCAAGCCCAGCGACAAGCCGACGCCCAAGCCCACGUACGACCCGACGGACAGCCCCAGCGAUGACCCGUCGGACGAUCCGAGUGACGACCCAACGACCAAGCCCACGACCAAGCCGACGUCGCAACCGUCGACCAAGCCGACGAAGAAGCCGACGACCAAGCCUACCAACCGCCCGCGCCCGUCGACGCCCCGUCCGGCCACAAAGAAGCCGAGCAGCAAGCCGACGUCGCGCCCUUCGUCGGGGGCCAAGAAGGUCUGGGAGCAGUGCGGUGGCAAGGACUACACUGGUAGCACCUCGUGCGGCGAACACCUCACGUGUGUCCGCGUCGACGAGUGGUACUCGCAGUGCGUGCCUGGCAUUGGUUUCCACUGGAACUAAACGUUCGAUCUGUGUACCCUAAACAACAACAUGCCAAGUAGU